This is a messenger RNA of Geosmithia morbida, 3480 nucleotides long. RefSeq lists its product as uncharacterized. Gene Ontology annotation, molecular function: protein kinase activity; ATP binding. The record is from RefSeq and is a predicted model, not a curated record. The transcript has 2 exons. NCBI's taxonomy places the organism in Eukaryota, Fungi, Ascomycota, Sordariomycetes, Hypocreales, Bionectriaceae. Gene Ontology annotation, biological process: protein phosphorylation. The coding region runs from base 1 to 3480 and encodes 1159 amino acids.
AUGGAAUUCCAGUCGACGGCCAUGUCUCUCAACGAGACUGGUGGCAGUGCUUUCGCCUUGCCCUCCCCUACACACCACCACCACCACCAUGUGGACGUGACCUCGGCUGUACGCUCUCUGAGGAGAUCCAUCUCGCGAUCCCCCUCGCGUUUUGUUCCUCGCAACGACACUUCCCGCAGUUCGGACAGCCCGACGCCGGCAUCGCCUCAGUCGCCCUGCAGGCGAUUUCGACUGACGCCCCAGCGACAGCACGAUAGCUUCGCCGCAUCACAACUCUACACGCACUCUGCUCCUCCCGCUCACGGCCUCAGCAGCACCGCCUCCUCGAACUCUCUGGCUUUCACUCCCGUUCGACCCGGUAUCAAGCUGUCACUGCGCUCGGUCAAAUCUGCCAAGACGUCACCAUCGCGUCCCAUCACGAGGUCACGUGCCUCGCCGAAGAGCCCUCUGCGCCGAGCCUUGAACUCUUCACCCGCAGACCAGGCUGCCGCAGCCGCUGCGCAGCGCUCCUCACAGCUCCUCUCCAGUACCGUGAACGAGGAGCCCUUGGCAGAGAUUGAAAACUUCAAGCCCCAGCCGUCCAGCCCUCUCCAGAACCAGCGUCGCUCUGCCGACAAGGCAGCCCGCCACAGCCUGCACCUCGACGUCUCUGGCUCCUCGGAAAACGCCUUCCUCAAGGCCCUCGACCCAGACCCCGACUCAGCAACGCUGUCUGCCGGCGGUUUGAAGCGCAACGACACCAUGAUGAACCUCGACCAGCCCUACGAAGGAAGCCCAGUGCCUAAGCGGCGGAGCAUGCACGGCUUCUUGAGCCUUGAUCAGCCCCCCGUCGAGCGCGCCAGCAUCUUCUCGGCCACCUCCGCCGCUCCUUCCACCAACUUCAAGAUCCAUGAGGACACGGCCGCCGAGCCUGACACGCCGUCGCCUUUCAACCUCCCGUCAUCAUCAUCGUUGUCGUCUCAGGUGUCUCUUCCGCCUCCCGCAGCGCCCCCCGCUCCAUCCCUGAGCUUCCCCAAGCGCGCCGCCUCGUUGAGGAGGUCCACCAUUCUGCCGCGGGUCGGCGAGAAGACUUCCUGGGGCAAGCGCAGCGGUCAGCGCCAGCUGGCCCAGCUGGCCCAGCUAGAUCAGGACAGGAUCCUGACCCCGGCCAAGCCUCGCGCUCCCCUCGCCCUCAACCAUUUCGAGCCGCCCGCGGCCGGUACCGGUAGCAACCUCUUCGGCUCGGCCACCCCUGCCGGCAACCCCUUCCAUUUCGAGCCCAAGUAUGCCCAGAGCCACCACCCGCUGGCCCAGACCCAGACCCUGAGUGCUUCUUCGUCGAGUAACAGCGUCGCCGACGAGAACCCCGGCGGCUGCGCCCCGGCCCCCCCCGUCUCCGCCAACCUCUUCGCCGCGCCGUCCCACCCCUUCUCCCGGUCUCUCCCCGUCGGCGCCGAGCGGCCGGCGCCUGCACCUGGGUCGACACCCCUGGCCAACAAGGGCAACCUGCUUUACCAGGGCGCCUUUGGCUCUACCGGUCUCAUCUCCAAGGUGAACCGGAACCCGGAGCACUUCGAGAAGAAGCUGGUGCCGCCGGACACCCCCUGCAAGCCGUGGAAGAAGUCGACCGACCGCUUCAACACGUAUCCCUCGGGGACCCCCGGCAGCGCCAAGAAGAGCCGGGGUAACAACCGCAACUCCUUUGCCGGCAUCUCUUCCCUGACCUUCCAGCCCCCGUCCGCCCAGACCGAAGACCUCGGCACCUCCAUCUUUGCACCCAGGCCAAGGCAGACGAGUGCUCGCCUCCUCGGCGACGACCUGGACGGCGACAUGAACCUCUUGGACGAGAACGGCGACGAGCGCGCCAGCCACAUCCCUCCCACUCCGACCAAGAAUGGCAUCACCCCUAGUCUCAGCAACCUUAGCGAGCUCAGCGAGCACUGCAGUGACCAUUCGUUUGACAGUCCCAGUGCCAACCGCAAGAGCUUCUGUCCCCAGGACCUGACGCAGCAUGCCCGUCCCACGCCGAUGCGGCAGCCAAACUGUAAGCUCCUGUCCCUCUACGACGGCCGGAUGGACGCAUCCUUGCGUCCACCCCGCUGCAUCAUGCCAACCGUUGAGCCUUUACUGACCUGCCCUCCCUCCCCCCCAAAAAAAGUCGGUCCCGGAAGCUCCGUUUCCGUCCGCCGUUCACCCCGGACACCACAGGAACUGUCUCUGCCCGAGACGACGAGCCAGCUCUCCAUCUCCCGCCCCAGCCCUUCCGUCGACAACAAGCUCCCUCCGGCGACCCCGACCACUGACCGUGACUUCCGCUCUUCGACCGGACUCUUCUCGACACCGGUCCACGAGGACACCAGCUUCUUCGCCACCGAGAGCUACACGGAGCCGAGCCUGCAAAAGAUGUUUGACGAGGUCACCAAGCUCGGCGACGGCGAAUUCUCCAUCGUCUACCGCGUCAAGCAGCGCAUCCGCCGCUUCGGAUCCCCCGUCACGGGCAGAAAGUCUAUCUUCAGCACUACCCCGGUCCAGGCGCCCCUCGAAGGGAGCGUCUUCGUCGUCAAGAAGAUGAAGCAGCCCUACCUCGGUCCGAAGGACCGGGAGAGGAAGCUGCGCGAGGCCCGCAUCCUGUCCACCCUGAGGGAUGCCGAGCACGUCGUCCAGUACAUUGGCGACUGGGAGACGGACGAUCACCUGUACAUCCAGACCGAGUAUUGCGAGAAUGGCAACCUCAAGGACUUCUACUCCCGCGAGGGCUUCUUUGGCCGUCUGGAUGACUUCUGCAUCUUCAAGAUCCUCCUGGAUCUCACCCUGGGACUCAAGGAGAUACACGAUGCUGGGUUCAUGCAUCUAGACAUGAAGCCGGCCAACAUCUUCGUGACAUUUGAGGGUGCCCUCAAGAUCGGCGACUUUGGCCUCGCCAGGUCCUUGUCGGAGGCUGCACCGCUCGACAUGGAGGGUGACCGCGAGUACAUGGCACCCGAGAUGCUCCACGGCCAGUUUGGCCCUUCAUCAGAUGUGUUCUCGCUGGGGAUGAUCGUAUUCGAGGCUAUUGCCAACGUCGAGAUACCCGGAAAUGGCGAGGACUGGCACAAGCUACGUUCGGGCGACUUCUCCGGCGUCCCGAGCCUGGCGUGGACGGCGUCGUGCGACACGAACCCGCAGCGCAGCGGCCUCUACAGCGAGGACCUGGAGACGUCGGACACGACACACAAUGCCGGCAACCUAUUCGGAUCGCACAAGCGGUCAGAGCUCCUAGAGCCACCCACCUUUAUGGAAGACGCGCUGCACCCCGAGUCGCUGCGCUCCAUCGUCAGCUGGAUGAUGUCGAACAACAACACCGACCGACCCGCGGCUGACCAGCUGCUCAGCCUCGGCAGCCUGCAGUGGAUUGCCAUGCGCCGCCAAGCACCGGCGACGAUCUUUGAGGGCCGGUGGGGACCCGUCGAGUCGGAGACGCCAGCUAUCCUUGAUAUCGACACGGAGAUGACGGGAGUAUAA